Messenger RNA from Mollisia scopiformis, 963 nucleotides. Its product is annotated as Isopentenyldiphosphate isomerase. NCBI's taxonomy places the organism in Eukaryota, Fungi, Ascomycota, Leotiomycetes, Helotiales, Mollisiaceae. Bases 62 to 826 code for a protein of 254 amino acids. The record is from RefSeq and is a predicted model, not a curated record. Gene Ontology annotation, biological process: isopentenyl diphosphate biosynthetic process; isoprenoid biosynthetic process. Gene Ontology annotation, cellular component: cytoplasm. The transcript is spliced from 3 exons. Gene Ontology annotation, molecular function: isopentenyl-diphosphate delta-isomerase activity.
GCGCGCUUUCUCGAACCUGCGGCAUUUUUCGACCACAUAAGACUACAACUUUCGCUCAAAAAUGUCUGCUACGACUACAAUCACUCAGGCUGAGCCCAUCACGGCUCAGAGUAUCCUACGACUCUUUCCCGACAUCGACACGAGUUCCGCCGAGUUAGAUGGUCACGAUGAAGAACAAAUUAGAUUGAUGGAUGAAGUCUGCAUCGUCCUCGAUGAGAACGACAAGCCAAUUGGAAACUUCAGCAAGCAGAUAUGCCAUCUUAUGACCAAUAUUGAGAAAGGUCUCCUUCACCGCGCAUUCUCCGUCUUCCUCUUCAAUUCCAAAAAUGAAUUGCUACUACAACAACGGGCAACCGAGAAGAUCACGUUCCCAGAUAUGUGGACAAAUACAUGCUGCUCACACCCACUUGGUAUCCCCGGAGAGGGUGGUGCGGAAUUGGCAGAAGCUGUCAUGGGCGUGAAGCGUGCUGCUCAGAGGAAACUCGACCAUGAGUUGGGAAUCAAGGCUACCCAAGUUCCCAUUGAAAACUUCAAGUUUUUGACAAGAAUCCAUUACAAGGCACCGAGCGAUGGCAAAUGGGGCGAGCACGAGAUUGAUUACAUCCUGUUCAUCAAAGCAGAUGUUGACAUGGAGCCAAACAUGAACGAAGUCCGCGACACGAAAUACGUUACCGCUGAUGGUCUGAAGGCCAUGUUCAACGACCCCGCGCUCAAGUUUACUCCGUGGUUCAAACUCAUCUGCCAUUCAUUGCUAUUCGAGUGGUGGGAGCAUCUGGAUGUAGGCUUGGAGAAAUACAUGAACGAACAAGAAAUUCGGCGGAUGUAAUCGAAUUCCAGGCUUUUUCGAGACAUAGGACGGCUUUGGCGUAUAUAAUUAGGUCCGGUAUCGCAAGAUACGGGUUUCUUUUCGAUCAACACACGAUAUCGUGUACUGGAGAAUUUGGGGAAGGAGCGCUGAUACCC